AGCAAAGUUAUGCGACUGUAUGUCAACGCCUUUUUGUUGUUAUUUUUACCAAACGGCAUCAAUUCGGUGGCUAAAUUUCAGGUUGAAUCCGUGUCUUCAAACUCUUUGGUAAUUUCGAUGACUGACGUUGCUAAUGUUACCAAGGUAAACAUGAAUGUUAAACUGUUUGAUCUAAAUCAACGUCGAAUCUAUCGUGAAACUUCGCUGUACAAAGCUCAAAGCAAUCAGCUGUUUUCGUUUGAUCAACUGAUUCCGAGAACGUGGUUUGCUCUUCGGAUUCUUUAUCUUCCGUUCUACCAUAAUCGACCAGCCAAGGAACCGCUGAAACAAGUCUGA
Enterobius vermicularis (human pinworm) is the source of this 336-nucleotide messenger RNA. The record is from the annotation of a GenBank genome assembly. NCBI's taxonomy places the organism in Eukaryota, Metazoa, Nematoda, Chromadorea, Rhabditida, Oxyuridae.